UCUCUCUCGGUCUCUUGUGAAAGAAGUAUCUCUUGAACAUCCUUACUUUUUGCCGAGAAUUUCGAGCGGCUGAUUAUGGAUGACCACGGCAAUGUACGAGAAAAAAUCCUGUUCGGAAAGUACGAGUUAGGAAAGCUCCUCGGGCAAGGAGCCUACGCGAAGGUGUACCACGCCCGGAACCUCAAGACGGGGCAGAGCGUGGCGAUCAAGGCCAUGAGCCUGGAGAACGUGCUGAAAAGAGGUUUAACGGAGCACGUUAAGCGUGAGAUCUCUAUCAUGCAUCGGCUGCACCACCCUCACAUCGUUCACAUCUUGGAGGUCUUGGCGACGAAGACGAAGAUCUACUUCGUGCUUGAAUUCGCCAAGGGAGGCGAGUUGUGGACCAAAGUCAAAGGAAGACGGUUGAGCGAAGAUGUCAGCCGCAAGUAUUUUCAGCAGCUGAUCUCCGCUCUCGGUUACUGCCACUCCCGAGGCGUUUUCCAUCGAGAUUUGAAAGGCGAGAAUCUCCUCUUAGACGAGAAUUUGAAUCUGAAAGUGACCGAUUUCGGACUCAGCGCCGUGACGGCUCAAAUCCAACCCGACGGCCUCCUCCACACGCUCUGUGGGACCCCUGCCUACCUGGCGCCGGAGAUCCUUGCGAAUAAAGGAUACGACGGCGCCAAGGUGGACAUUUGGUCAUGUGGAAUCAUACUCUACGCUUUGAACGCCGGUUACUUUCCGUUCAGUGAUCGGAAUAUAAUAAUGCUGUAUCGUAAAAUCUUCAAAGGCGAGUUUCGGUGUCCUGAAUGGAUGUCUCCUGAGCUCAAACGGCUUCUUCAUCGUCUGCUGGACUCAAAUCCAAACACUCGCAUCACAGUCGACCAGAUCAUCGAUGACCCGUGGUUCAAAAAAGGCUACCGACAUAUCCAAACCAGCUCCGAUGAUUUAUUUGGUCUCGAAGAUUAUGACGACAGCAACAAACAGUACGACUUCUUAAACGCAUUCGAUAUAAUUUCCUUGUCGCACGGUCUGGAUCUGUCCUGUUUGAUCGAUUCACCGGAUUGCUCCGUUGGAGUGGAUAGAUUUGUUUCGGCAGAGUCACCGGAGAGAAUAGUCAGGAGAAUCGUGGAGGUGGCGGAGGCGGAGGAGGGGAGGAUGACGGUGGUUAGGAAGAAGGAUUUUGCGGUGCAGGUGGUGCAAGGGCCAAAUGGGGAUAUCGUUUUUACAGUUGACAUUCACCGGUUAACGGACGAACUGGUGAUUGUUGAAAUCAGGAGGGGUGAGAAUGAGGAUGCGCCCAGUCUUGAGUUAUGGAAAGAUAAGCUUAGAACCCAGCUCCGUACUCUUGUUUGAGAAAAUCUUUUUUACGGAGGUACUAUAAACACAAUCGUGAUUGUUCAAAAGUGUUUUGAACGGUCUUGAUUUUAAUAAAAAAAAUUUGGAGAAAAGUUAAUUGAUUGUUUGCAGCACCUCCGUAAUAAGUAUAUCUCCUUUUGUUUAUAAACCGGAACCGCAAGUUACAGGUAGUU
Molecule: messenger RNA, 1508 nt
Organism: Rhododendron vialii
Lineage: Eukaryota; Viridiplantae; Streptophyta; Magnoliopsida; Ericales; Ericaceae
Product: CBL-interacting serine/threonine-protein kinase 14-like
Exons: 1
Coding region: 76-1332 (418 amino acids)
Biological process (GO): protein phosphorylation; signal transduction
Molecular function (GO): protein kinase activity; ATP binding
Source: RefSeq, a predicted model, not a curated record